Messenger RNA from Ostreococcus tauri, 645 nucleotides. RefSeq names its product unnamed product. The coding region runs from base 1 to 645 and encodes 214 amino acids. The transcript has 2 exons. The record is from RefSeq and is a predicted model, not a curated record. NCBI's taxonomy places the organism in Eukaryota, Viridiplantae, Chlorophyta, Mamiellophyceae, Mamiellales, Bathycoccaceae.
AUGGCGACGUCGGAGGCACCGUUGCUCAAGCGCACCGCGGCGACGUUGAGCGAUGACAUGGCGGUGAACUAUAAGCUCUUACAUAGUCCAAAGUUUCGAGCGCUCGUGGUGGAGAACGUGCUCUCCGUCACGGCGUUUGCGUUCAUGGCGAGACAGACGGAGAGUCUGGCGGGACCGGAGAUGGAGACUUUGAACAAUUGCGGCGUCAAUGGGUGUGGGUUUACGAGUUUCUAUCAGUUCAAGGGUGUGGUCGGCGUCUACGCGGCGUUUUGGGUGUACACCGUGUUGCUGAUCGGGUUGUAUCUCUUCAGUCGCGGCCCGCCGCCCGGGACCGAAUUCGUCGUGCACGCGUUGUUCACGCUGUGCAUGAUCGCCUUCGUCUCUCUGAGCGUCAUAUCGUGUACGUCCACGGUGAUCGAAUCGGAUUACUCCGUGUGCAAGAACGCGGCGUACGCCAAGGCGUCCCUCGUCUUCGCCGCGCUCGUCGUCGUCCUCAACUGCGCCACGUGCGCCUUUGUCUUCAAGCAGUGGCGAUCGUUACAGUUCGUGGGCAUGCCCGAGAACUUCCGUCCGUUCGGUCGGCACAGGCACAAACAUGGACACCACGCCGGUGACGCCGACGACGCGAUUCCCACCCAUCCGUAG